UCUCUGAAUGUGGAUUCUUUGUUUAAAUAUUUUAGAAUUUAUGUUUGGUUUAGGGUUUUAUAUAUUUUAAUUGUGUUGUUGUUAAUUUAAAGUGAAGGAUGUAAACUGUUUUCUUUUCUUCUUUUUUUUCAAUGGUGAGGUAUUGCUUGUAAUAAAUUGUGGUACUGGAGCUGUAUUUUUUUUUUCAGUCUGGACGUGUUGGAGUUGUGGUACUGGAACUGUUUUUUCAGUACUGGAAUUGUGAAAGUAUGAAUUACCACUGCUAUAAGCUGUGGGAUAAGGUUGUUAAAAUCACGAGAUGUCUCGUAAAAUCGUCGAUUUUACGAGUCAAUAUAUAUUAUCGUGUUAAAUCGGUUUAUAAACUCGAAAUUUGGUAAAAUCGCAGUGAAAUCGUAUGAAAUCGUUUAAAAUCAUGAUUUUGAACCCUGUUUUACGUGUUUAGAAAGGCCCUUGGUCUUUAGGUGGAUGCUUCUCUUCUUUCUUUCUCUGGUAGUGAGGCUUCUAGAACAACGACAACUGAUUUUCUGGUAAGCGGAUUGACUGCUUUCCCUUAUUAUAUUCCAUUUCCUAAGGCAGCACACACAAGGAACUAUUCUGCUCAUCUACUGUCUCUUAGUUCGGAGUUUAACUCUUUCUUUCCUCUGAUGAAUCUUUGGUUGAUUCCCUCUUUUCAACCCCCAUUGGGUUGGCCCAGGCUCAAAGGCCCUGUCAUAUUGUCAAGCCUGAGCAAGCCUAGCCCGCAAGCCUGCUUCACCUUCACUUCCUUCCGUACCUGAUUCUUAGUCUGCUCUAAAGGCAGCCAGUGACUCGAGGUCUUCUGGAGUGACUCUCUGGUAAUUUCAAUGGUUCAGCUCUGGUUCAAAAAUAUUAUAUACUGGCAGUCUGCACUACAGUAAGCCAAUAACAGCACCAAAAAUUAAAAAACCUAGCGUCUCCUAGCGCCUCUCUUUCUCAAAGUCCUUCCAGUUCCAGUGUUCCAAUCCAAACUUCCAAUUUCCAAAUUCAAAACAAACCAUCUCUGCAACAUUUAAGUAACUUACCAUCCAGUGUUCCAUCUCUCCAAUUUCCAUUUCUCCGUAACUUACCAAUUUUCAAAUUCCACUUUUGUACAAUCUACCUCUCUUUCCAUCUCUCCAAUUUCCAUCUGGGUGGAAAAGAAUUAUAUCUGCAAAUUGCAACCUACUGAUGGGCAAGUGGAGCCCUUGAUCCAAAGAUCAGCACAUCUGGUGAUGUUGUUACAUCAGUGAAAAGGGGUGUAUGGGCAGUGAUUUCAAACUUGCAUUUUUUCUUGGUUAUUGCUUGCUACAGGCCCCCUCGACGUAGAACAACCCGCCAGUUGUUGCUGUUCGUUGGAGAGAGAGAGAGAGAGAGAGAGAGAGAGAGAGAGAGAGAAGAUUUUUUUAGCGAGAUGGUGACUUCUACUUAGAUGGGUCUCAUAGUCAGUGCUGCAUGUACAGUUACUGCUGCUGCUACUAAUAACUGCAACAACUGUUUUCCCAUUUUCUUCUCUCAGUCAGAAAUCUUGAGCUCAAAACCCUAAUCCAAGACGAAUUCAACAAACUCUAAGGAGGAGGAGGAGUCAAAGCAAGCAUGACUAACAACAUUGCUGAAAAAAGAAGACAGCAAGAAGAAGAUGAAGAAGAAGAUGGUGAUCUCGACGGUUGGGGAGAGAGAAAUUAUUCUGAUGAGAGAUCUUGGGAAGCUUUACAAGAGGAUGAGUCUGGGCUCCUUCGUCCUUUGGAUAACAAAGCGAUGUACCAUGCUCAAUAUCGCCGUCGCCUUCGUUCUCUUUCUACUGCUUCUAAUUCCCAGCGUAUUCAGAAAGGGCUUAUUCGCUUUCUCUACAUUGUCCUAGAUCUCUCAAGGGCUGCAUCGGUGAUGGAUUUUCGACCAAGCAGAAUGGCUGUGGUUGCGCAAAAUGUUGAGGCGUUUAUAAGGGAGUUUUUUGAUCAGAAUCCACUUAGUCAGAUUGCUUUGGUUACUAUAAAAGAUGGGGUUGCUUAUUCUUUGACGGAGCUUGGUGGGAGUCCUGAGUCUCAUAUUAAGGCUUUGAUGGCUAAGUUGGAAUGUUCAGGUGAUUCGUCACUACAGAAUGCAUUGGAGCUUGUUCACGAGUAUCUUGAUAAAAUUCCAUCAUAUGGUAAUCGUGAAGUUCUCAUCUUAUAUUCUGCUCUUACGACCUGUGAUCCGGGAGAUAUAAUGGAGACAAUCCAGAAAUGCAAGAAGUCUAAAAUGAGAUGCUCAGUUAUUGGCCUCUCUGCUGAAAUGUUCAUAUGCAAGCAUCUCUGCCAAGAAACUGGUGGGUUGUACUCUGUUGCUUUGGAUGAGAGCCACUUUAAAGAGUUAAUAUUGGAGCAUGCACCCCCUCCUCCGGCAAUAGCAGAAUUUGCAAUAGCUAACUUGAUCAAGAUGGGUUUCCCACAAAGAGCAGCAGAGGGUUCCAUCUCGAUAUGCUCUUGUCAUAAAGAAUCGAAAGUUGGUGAGGGUUAUAUUUGUCCAAGAUGUAAAGCGCGCGUGUGUGAGCUUCCUACCGAAUGCCGUAUUUGUGGGUUGACACUUGUUUCUUCACCCCAUUUAGCAAGGUCGUACCAUCAUCUCUUUCCCAUAGCACCAUUUGAUGAGGUGAAACCAUCACGGCAAAAUGAACCACAUCGUAGAUCACAGAAAACUUGUUUCGGUUGCCAACAAAGCCUUGUCAAUCCUGGCAAUAAACUCAGCCUUCAAGUUGCUUGUCCAAAAUGCAAACAGUACUUUUGCCUUGACUGUGACAUUUACAUUCAUGAGAGCCUGCACAAUUGCCCAGGUUGCGAGAGCCUUAGAGCUUCAUAGUCAGGCACCGCUGCAUCGGUAAUGAAGAAUGAAAAACUAUUGCCACUUGAGUGUUCUACUUUUCUUCUGCCAUAUGGAUAUGGCAUGCUCUUACUGCUGUUCCUACAGACACAUCCAAGCAAGUUAAGAUUUUUUUUUCCUUUUCAUGUAUGGCGUGGUGACCAUUGCAACACGGACAGAUACCUAACUUGACUGGUCAGGCAAGUAUUGUCGCGAUGCUUUCUUGAGUGCAGAUACUUGGUUUUACAGAUAGGGCUGUUGGGCGGAGCUUAGCUCACGUCCAUUGAAUAUACAAUCAAAGAAUUCAUAGGCCACAUGCGUCACGCGGAUUGCAAUCUUUCACAUGACAUGUGUUUCCAUCAUGGUUGUAGCCAUAAUUGGUCACUUAAAAGUGUUUCUUAGGUGACUAGAACCCUCUCAUGUUAGAACUUGUACGCCCCUUUUUCCCGAGGGUGCAUUGGCUUUAUUUGAUUCACAGAUAUACCAUGUCAUAGAAACAGCACAUACCUUUCAGGAGUUUUGGGUGUUUUUUCUUGUAUCCAAUCAGUGAGACUCAAAAAGAAAUAAGAUAUUGUAUCUUAAUUCCUCAAA
Populus nigra (black poplar) is the source of this 3420-nucleotide messenger RNA. Its product is annotated as general transcription factor IIH subunit 2. Gene Ontology annotation, cellular component: transcription factor TFIIH core complex; transcription factor TFIIH holo complex. The coding region runs from base 1591 to 2829 and encodes 412 amino acids. The record is from RefSeq and is a predicted model, not a curated record. Gene Ontology annotation, molecular function: zinc ion binding. The transcript is spliced from 8 exons. Gene Ontology annotation, biological process: regulation of transcription by RNA polymerase II; nucleotide-excision repair; DNA-templated transcription. NCBI's taxonomy places the organism in Eukaryota, Viridiplantae, Streptophyta, Magnoliopsida, Malpighiales, Salicaceae.